Messenger RNA from Nelumbo nucifera (sacred lotus), 1943 nucleotides. RefSeq names its product homolog of asparagine-linked glycosylation 12 (gene ALG12). The record is from RefSeq and is a predicted model, not a curated record. Gene Ontology annotation, cellular component: endoplasmic reticulum membrane. Lineage: Eukaryota; Viridiplantae; Streptophyta; Magnoliopsida; Proteales; Nelumbonaceae. Gene Ontology annotation, molecular function: alpha-1,6-mannosyltransferase activity. Gene Ontology annotation, biological process: protein N-linked glycosylation.
CUCCAGUAGAGAAGAGUCAGUCAGUAGACCCUCUAAACUCUCUCUGUAUCGUUUACUCUCUUCUCCACAAUAACAGCGGGAAAACCAAGAACCAGAAGCCAUGGAUAUCAAAUCUUCGAAAAUUUUCCAGCGCUAUGGUUGGGAUUUGCUGUUGGGAUCGAUCGCUGCGUUUUACGUUUUCAUGGUUCCUUACACAAAGGUUGAAGAAAGUUUCAACGUUCAGGCAAUGCACGAUAUGCUUUAUCAUCGACAUCACCUGGAUAAGUAUGACCAUUUGGAGUUUCCUGGAGUUGUUCCUCGUACCUUCAUAGGUGCCUUUCUUGUAUCAAUUUUGUCAUCUCCAGUCACAUCGGUAGUUAAUUUGUUACACUUGCCGAAGCUUUAUGGUCUUAUCACAGUUCGUUUGGUGUUAGGCUGCAUUGUCUUGUCAACAUUGCACUUUUUACGCAAUCAGGUUAGACGGAAAUUUGGUGGCCAAGUUGAAGCCUUCUUUGUAAUUUUGACAGCUUUUCAGUUCCACAUGCUGUUCUAUUGCACACGCCCUCUUCCAAACAUAUUAGCAUUGGGCUUAGUCAACUUGGCUUAUGGCUUUUGGUUGAGGGGGAACUUUCCUGCUACUUUGAAGUAUCUGAUUUUUGCUACCAUCAUCUUUAGAUGUGAUAUGCUGCUACUUCUUGGCCCCAUAGGGCUAGAGCUUUUGCUGACAAGGAAGAUUACAGUCUGGGAAGCAUUGAAGUGUUGCAUUUCUACUGCUCUAUUUUGCAUAGGUCUUACAGUAAUGGUUGAUACAGUUAUGUGGCGGAGAUUAGUAUGGCCAGAAUUUGAAGUGUUCUGGUUUAACUCUGUAAUGAACCGGAGUUCUGAGUGGGGUAGAUAUGCAUUUCAUUGGUACUUCACAUCAGCUCUUCCUCGCUCUCUUCUUGCAGCAUAUCCUCUCCUUUUGAUUGGCAUGUUUCUUGACAGGAGGAUCCUUUUGUACAUUAUUCCAGUUUUCUCAUUUGUUUUACUUUACUCAAAGCUUCCACACAAGGAACUGCGAUUCAUUAUUUGUUCCAUUCCUAUCUUCAACUUGGCAGCAGCAAUUGCAGCUAGCAGAAUUUACAACAAUAGGAAGAAGAGUCUCUGGAAGUGGCUUUAUUUAGUUAUGCUUGGAUCCCUUCUGGUCAGUCUAGGAUUCUCCAUCAUUAUGUUCAUGGCAUCAUAUGAGAAUUAUCCUGCUGGAUAUGCUCUUAAAGCUUUGCAUAAAAUGGGUCACCACACUAACACUAGUAAAGACCAGUGGGUUCACAUUGAUUCCUUUUCAGCAAUGAAUGGGAUCUCGCGGUUUUGUGAAAAUAAUUUAUCAUGGAGGUACUCCAAAGAAGAAGGGAUUGCCAUUGAAGAACUUGGGAACAGGAAUUUUACAUAUCUUUUGAAUGAGCAUCCCAAUGUUCCUGGGUUCAAGUGUUUAUUUGCUGUAAGCGGGUUCUCAAGGGCUCAUCUUCAUAUGGGACUCCCACCCUUUUUACUGCUGAAGGAGCCAAAAGUAUUUAUUCAUGGAAACUUGAGAAACCUAGACAUCAUGCACAUGCAAUGGCCAGGUUGCAAGACAACUAGGGAUUAAAAGAUGGCUCCAAAAGUUGCAAAGAAGAUCACUAUCAAGAUACAAUGACCUCAAUCCCUAACUGCUAUCCCCAGCAUCAGAAUAGAGAGCUAACCUAGUAUCCAGUGGCGGUUCUUGCGUAGCGAUGUUGUUGAAGAGCUUCAUCAUUUGAAUAUAAUUCCUUUUGAUGUGGCUGAGAGAUUUGUCUAGGUAUGAAAUCCAUCCAUCGUGAAUGUACCUAUUAUGGUUUAACCUGUAUUUGUAGAUGGUUCACAAUUUUUUAGUUAAAUUAUUGCUCUGCCUUACCUUUUGAACGUGUAUGCAUAUUAGUAUUGUGUAUGAUACGUCUUAUGCACUCUUA